GCGGGCCCGGUGUCAACCAAGAGCGGGGGGGUAGCCCCCAGAUGCCGAAAUGCAGGUACCUGCCUACUUAAUUAACAUGGCAUGACCCUCACAUUUGAAAUCUCGACCACUGUUUGACCAUUCUUAAAAAAAUCCACAACCUUGGAAGUUUCAGAUCAAUCAAGAUGGACCAAUUCGAGUAUAACGCAAACCCGGGCCGGGUGAUCUUUGGCCACGGCACGCUCCAGAAACUGCCCGCCGAGCUGGAACGCCUCAAUCUGUCGGCCCCACUCCUACUCUCGACACCGGAGCAGGUCGGCCAGGCAGAAGGGCUCAAGAAUGACGUGCUGCAGGGCAAGGUGGCGGGCCUCUUCUCUGAGGCGACGAUGCACACGCCAACCCACGUCACCGACCGGGCGGUUGAGUACGCCAAGUCUCGCUCGGCCGACUGCGUCGUCUCCAUCGGCGGCGGGAGCACCAUCGGCCUGGGCAAGGCCAUCAGCAUCCGCACGGGCAUGCCGCACAUCUGCAUCCCCACCACCUACGCCGGAAGCGAGAUGACCCCGAUCCUGGGCGAGACGGCCGACGGUGCAAAGACGACGAGGUCCGACCCCAAGAUCCUGCCCGGGACCGUCAUAUACGACGUCGACCUCACCAUGACCCUGCCCGUGGGAAUGAGCGCCGUUAGCGGCGUGAACGCCAUCGCGCAUGCCGUCGAGGCGCUCUACGCCCGCAACACCAACCCAAUCAUCAACCUCCUCGCCGAGGAGGGCACCCGCGCGCUCGCCACCUCCCUCCCGGAGCUAGUGCGCGACCCCUCGUCGCGGUCAGCGCGGUCGUCGGCUCUGUACGGGGCGUGGCUGUGCGGCACCUGUCUUGGCAGCGUGGGCAUGUCGCUGCACCACAAGCUGUGCCACGUUCUGGGCGGCAGCUUCGGGCUGCCGCACGCCGAGACGCACACGGCGGUGCUGCCGCACGCCGUCGCGUACAACGCACCGCGGAUCCCGGAGGCCAUGGCCAGGCUCGCGGGCGCGCUGCCGGGGAGCGAGGGCGAUGCUGUCAAGGGGCUGAAUGUACUGCUCGAGAGCCUCGGGGUCAAGAGGGCGCUGAAGGACUUUGGGAUGCGGGAGGAGGAUGUCGACAGGGCGGCGGAUAUUGCUGUUAGCAACCCGUACUGGAAUCCGAGGGAGGUUGAGAGGGAGCCUAUCCGUGAGCUGAUUCGGCGGGUGUGGGCUGGCGAGCCGGCGAGGGCGGAUCUGUGAGUGGGAAUUGGUUGUUAGCGAUGCGAGUGUGCAUCUUCUUCUACGAUAUACACUGAGCUGUCACUGGGCGGCAAUAAUACAGAGGAUGAUGCUCCAUUUUUCCUAUGUAGGUAUCAAACUUUGAGGGCGGAUUCUCCCACCGAAAGUGAGGCCCAGAUCGCACCUCUACCAACCAGCCUGAAGCAGUCCCACUUCAGGGUCAUUAUGGUUGCCAGUAUCGCCCCUUUCAAAAAGAUACCCCCGGUAUAUCAAGUUGCCCGGGUCCUCGUUGCCCACCUCACUCCGACUCGUCUCCAGAAUCCUCCCGCCAGCGCUGAAGGUCAUUCCGCAUGUCGUCGUCGGUCAACUCAACACCACGCCACAUUUCGU
Molecule: messenger RNA, 1610 nt
Organism: Phialemonium atrogriseum
Lineage: Eukaryota; Fungi; Ascomycota; Sordariomycetes; Cephalothecales; Cephalothecaceae
Exons: 2
Coding region: 165-1241 (358 amino acids)
Biological process (GO): protein histidyl modification to diphthamide
Cellular component (GO): mitochondrion
Molecular function (GO): 2-(3-amino-3-carboxypropyl)histidine synthase activity; metal ion binding; maleylacetate reductase activity
Source: RefSeq, a predicted model, not a curated record